This is a messenger RNA of Fraxinus pennsylvanica, 1554 nucleotides long. The record is from the annotation of a GenBank genome assembly. Lineage: Eukaryota; Viridiplantae; Streptophyta; Magnoliopsida; Lamiales; Oleaceae.
AUGGGGAUUUCUUCAUAUCGUAUUGUUUUCUUACUUUUGGGUUCGCUUCUAUCUCCUUUCUUGGUAGAAUGUCAUCUCAAAACUCUGAAAUACAGAUCUGAUGCCUCUCAAUUUCCCCCGAACUUCCUUUUUGGGACUUCAUCUUCUUCAUAUCAGUAUGAAGGUGCUUACACUGCAGAUGGUAAAGGUCUAAGCAAUUGGGAUGUUUUUACACAUGAACCAGGUACUAUAGGUGAUGGAAGUAAUGGAGAUGUUGCUGCUGAUCAAUACCAUCGUUAUCUGGAAGACGUAGAUCUAAUGGCCUCUAUGGGAGUCAACAGCUAUAGGUUUUCAAUUUCCUGGGCAAGAAUCCUACCAAAAGGGAAAUAUGGGGCUGUGAAUUUGGCCGGCAUUGACUACUACAACAAACUUAUUGAUGCUCUUCUCCUCAAAGGAAUCCAGCCAUUCGUGACACUAACGCACUAUGACAUCCCUCAAGAACUAGAGGACAGAUAUGGAGCCUGGCUAAGUCCCAAAUUACAGGAAGAUUUUGAAUACUUUGCAGACAUUUGUUUCCAAAAUUUUGGGGACAGAGUAAAAUACUGGAUCACCUUCAAUGAGCCAAAUGUGUUUAUCAUUCAGGCUUAUCGUUUUGGCCGUUACCCACCAAGUCGUUGUUCCAAAGGAUUUGGGAGUUGCACUACAGGAAAUUCAGAAACGGAGCCCUUCAUUGCAGCCCACAACGUGAUCUUGGCUCAUGCAGCUGCUGUUAAUUUAUACAGAACUAAAUACAAGAAGCAACAAGGAGGUAAAAUAGGAUUAACCGUACAGUGCCUAUGGUUUGAACCCAUAAGCAACUCCACCGCUGACAAGCUAGCAGCAGAAAGAGGCCAAGCUUUCCUUUCAAACUGGAUCCUGGACCCAGUAAUACUUGGAAAAUAUCCAAGGGAAAUGAAGGACAUUCUUGGAUCCGCUUUACCAGAAUUUUCAAAAAAUGACUUGUCAAAACUACAGUCGUCAUUGGAUUUCAUUGGCUUAAAUUAUUAUGCCGCCUUCUACGUCCAAGACUGCAUGUUUUCGACAUGUACACCCAUACCAGGGACCUCGAGAACUGAAGGUUUCAUCAGACAAACGACAAAGAAGGAUGGCAUUCCCCUCGGGGAACCUACAGGGAUGCCUUAUUUUAAUGCUUACCCGCAAGGAUUGGAAAAAACAGUCACAUAUUUAAAAGAAAGAUUCAAUAAUACACCAAUUAUUAUUACAGAAAACGGAUAUUGCGAAGCCAGCGAUUCAAAUUCCACCAUUGAAGAAUCUGUAAAUGACAACAUGCGAGUAAAGGUUCAGGCCAGCUACUUAGAUGCCCUGUCAACAGCCAUGAGGAAGGGAGCAGAUGUGAGGGGUUACUUUCUCUGGUCCUUCCUUGACAACUUUGAGUGGACAUUUGGAUACACAAAACGUUUUGGGCUUUACUAUGUUGAUCAGGUCACUCUAAAGAGAACUCCAAAGUUAUCAACAACUUGGUACAGAAACUUCAUUGCAGAACAUAUAAGAGCUGAACCUAGAGCAAACAGCUAG